UCCUAGACGCGGGGCCUUGGCACGCGUCUCUCGGCGCGGGGUUCCUCUCACGCAGCCACCCUUUCAAAAGAUGCCGAAGGGGCGGCGCGGCAGCCAGAACCCCAAGAUGAGCCAGCGGCCGGCUCCGCCCCUCUACUUCCCGUCGCUCUAUGACCGGGGCAUCUCGUCGUCUCCGCUGAGCGACUUUAACAUCUGGAAGAAGCUCUUUGUGCCACUGAAGGCGGGCGGGGCGCCGGCGGCCGGGGUGGCGGGGGUAGCGGGGAUCCGACCCCUGCCUCUGGCACCCCCAGCUACGGUGCCGCCGCCGCCUGGCCUGGGUCCCCCUAGCGAGCGCCCGUGCCCUCCGCCCUGGCCGUCCGGCCUGGCCUCUAUACCUUAUGAGCCUCUGCGCUUCUUUUACUCGCCCCCGCCAGGGCCCGAGACGGCAACUUCAGCCCUGGUCCCCGGCUCCACGACCUCCUGGCUCGCCUCCGCCUCCCACCCCGAGGAGCUGUGCGAGCUAGAGAUCCGGAUUAAGGAGCUGGAGCUGCUCACCAUCACUGGAGACGGCUUCGACUCCCAGCGCUAUAAAUUCCUGAAGGCGCUGAAAGAUGAAAAAUUACAAGGACUGAAGACGACCAGGCAGCCUGGAAAGUCGGCCCCUGUCUCCUGAGGAGCUGCCCUCCAGAGCCGGGCAGCCACCUCCUUAGGUGUUAGUGCUUAGAUAAUGUGUCCUGUUUGUUGUCAUUUCGAAGAUGGUUAUUUUCUGUUCUGUCUUUACUACUGUUAUUGUUGCUCCUGGA
Messenger RNA from Arvicola amphibius (Eurasian water vole), 782 nucleotides. RefSeq names its product chromosome 5 C11orf91 homolog (gene C5H11orf91). The transcript has 2 exons. The record is from RefSeq and is a predicted model, not a curated record. Lineage: Eukaryota; Metazoa; Chordata; Mammalia; Rodentia; Cricetidae. The coding region runs from base 71 to 652 and encodes 193 amino acids.